Molecule: messenger RNA, 1062 nt
Organism: Aspergillus pseudonomiae
Lineage: Eukaryota; Fungi; Ascomycota; Eurotiomycetes; Eurotiales; Aspergillaceae
Gene: trr1
Product: thioredoxin-disulfide reductase TRR1
Exons: 3
Coding region: 1-1062 (353 amino acids)
Biological process (GO): removal of superoxide radicals
Cellular component (GO): cytoplasm
Molecular function (GO): thioredoxin-disulfide reductase (NADPH) activity
Source: RefSeq, a predicted model, not a curated record
AUGGUGCACACCAAGGUCGUUAUCAUUGGCUCCGGCCCCGCCGCACACACCGCCGCGAUCUAUCUCUCUCGUGCGGAGCUUAAGCCUGUCCUCUAUGAGGGUAUGCUGGCUAACGGCACUGCCGCUGGCGGUCAGCUCACCACCACCACUGACAUCGAGAACUUCCCCGGCUUCCCUGAUGGUAUCGGUGGUACAGAGCUGAUGGAGAACAUGCGCAAGCAGUCCGUCCGUUUCGGAACCGAGGUCAUCACCGAGACUAUCUCGAGAGUGGAUUUCUCGCAGAGGCCGUUCAAGCUGUGGACAGAGUGGAACGAUGGUCCUGACAAUGAGCCCGCCCACACUGCCGAUGCUAUCAUCAUCGCCACUGGUGCCAAUGCCCGUCGUCUCGACCUGCCCGGUGAGGACAAGUACUGGCAGAACGGAAUCAGUGCCUGUGCCGUCUGUGACGGUGCUGUGCCAAUCUUCCGUAACAAGCCCCUCUAUGUGAUCGGUGGUGGUGACUCCGCUGCCGAAGAGGCCAUGUUCCUGGCCAAGUACGGCAGCUCGGUUACCGUUCUGGUCCGUCGUGACAAGCUUCGUGCCAGCAAGGCCAUGGCCAGCCGUCUUCUGGCCCACCCCAAGGUGACCGUUCGUUUCAACACCGUUGCGACCCAGGUCCUGGGUGAGGAGAAGCCCAUGGGCUUGAUGACCCACCUGCGUGUCAAGAACACCGUCACCGGCGAGGAGGAGACCGUCGACGCUAACGGUCUUUUCUACGCCGUUGGCCACGACCCCGCCACCUCCUUGGUCAAGGGCACGAUCGACCUCGAUGACGAAGGAUACAUCAUCACCAAGCCUGGCACCAGCUACACCAGCCUGGAAGGUGUCUUCGCUUGCGGUGACGUCCAGGACAAGCGCUAUCGCCAGGCCAUCACCAGUGCUGGCUCCGGCUGCAUUGCUGCUCUUGAGGCUGAGAAGUUCAUCGCUGAAUCCGAGUCCCCUGAAGAGGAGGCUCCCGUCAACGAGGUCAAACAAACCCCUCAGGGUAAAACCGCGGAGUACAAGUCUAACCCUCUCCUCUAA